Centropristis striata (black sea bass) is the source of this 4800-nucleotide messenger RNA. RefSeq names its product multimerin-1-like. The transcript is spliced from 5 exons. The record is from RefSeq and is a predicted model, not a curated record. NCBI's taxonomy places the organism in Eukaryota, Metazoa, Chordata, Actinopteri, Perciformes, Serranidae. Bases 120 to 779 code for a protein of 219 amino acids. Gene Ontology annotation, molecular function: protein binding.
AUUUUGUAACAAACCAGCAGCAGGUGGACUUUGCCUGCUGGGCACAAGAAGACCUCAACAGAAGCCUGGCAGAGUGUCAGUGCUGGACAGCUCUCAGCAAGAAGACGAGUUCCACCAAGAUGUUUUCUGUUUUUGUUAUUGUGAUGAUGUCGUUUGUAACCAGUUUGGUUGCAGCAAAGCCAGUGGAAAUGUUCCCCCUUCAGUCAGCAUCCAGACAACAGGGGGUUGCUGUUCUGUUUUAUGUUGCCCACCAGGGCUCACUGAGAGAUAUCGAGAUCAACCCAAUCAUCUUCAAAGAGAUAGUGGUUAACCAGGGCGCAGCCUACGACAAUGCAACAGGGCGGUUCACUGCGCCGGUCGCUGGCAUCUAUCAGUUUGUGUUUGCUGCUCAGCUCUGUCGUGGAAGCCAUAACAACGCUUGGUACUUCAUAGUCAAGGGGAUCCGGAGGGCGGCCUGCCAUGCUCAGGUGUCUGGAACUGACACGACCCUCAACACCUGCUUCACUUUGGAGGAACUGAAGAAAGGUGACCAGGUGUGGAUAAAACAGACUGCAGGAAGCUGCGCCUGGGCCAGCACUGUCUCCAAAACCAUCACCUUCUCCGGCGUCCUGCUGGCGAGUGAGGGGGUGACUAUGCUUGGAGGGAAGUACAGCUCCUGUCCCCUGCCCAGAGUGGACCUCAGCAGGGGCAGGGUGUCCAGCUCUGUAGGCCAGAGUGCCUCUUGGUCUUCUGUGGCAGCCUUGCUGUCUCCUCUUGGAUUACUCAUGGCAAAGUUAUAGACUGUAUCUUUUAUAAUCUUUUAUUUUAUUCUCAAGGGUUCUAGCUUGAACUGCUGGGGUGUGACUUGAUUUUUUUUUCAUUCCUUAAGAUUAAGAUUAAAAUUUGUUUUUGCACACACACAAAACAGCGAGCAAUUCAUCCGCUGCAUGAAAGUAAGUAAGUAAGUAAAAUGAAUUUAUAGAGCACUUUUCAUAGAUACAAUCACAAAGUGCUUUACAUCAGGGAUAAAAUGCAGUAAAAUAUAGAGUUAACAGAAAAACACACAAUAGUACAACAACAGGUAACUUCACAGAUGCCCGGGAAACAUCAACAUCAGGGGAAAGCCUGCCUAAAGAGAUAUGUUUUAAGUUCUCUCUUAAAACUGUCAGUGGAAGUGCAUUCCAGAGGCGAUGGGCGCUGGCCUGGAAAGAGCAGUCACUUCGUGUUUUAAAAUGGGUCCGGGGGACCAUCAAGAGUUUUUGAUCUGACGACCUUAAUGAACAUGAGGGAGAGUAGGGUCUCAGCAGUUCAGCAAUGUACACGGGAGCUUGAUCAUUUAGGGCUCUAAAAGUAAAUCUUUAAAUUAAUCCUAAAAUUAACUGGUAGCCAAUGUAAAGAGUAUAAAAUCGGGGUGAUAUGAUCUCUUUUCCUAGCUCCAGUUACGAGCCUUGCUGCCGCGUUCUGCACAGUCUGAAGGCGAUUUACGGCCUUUUUGUUAAAACACAUAAAAAGUGUGUUGCAAUAAUCAAUGCGAGAUGACACAAAGGCAUGAAUUAUCAUUUCCAUUUCAGUUUUUGAGUUCAUAGACCCCAAUUUAGCGAUAUUCCGAAGAUGAUAAAAGCAGUUCUUCACCAACUGUUUACAGUGGUGAUCCAGGGACAUGUCCUUGUCAAACACAACUCCUUGGUUACGUAAGCUAGGUUAGACAUUAAACCCUUCCUUCACACUCCAGUGAACACACCAUUGGUAGGAGCAGUGGGCAGCACAUUUCUGCAGUUUGAGCAGUGGAGGGUUAGGUGUAUUGCUCAAGGGCACCUCAGUCUUGGCGACCCUCUGUAACAAGCCUGAUUCUCUAACCUCUAGGCCAUGGGCUGCCCGUAUCCAUAAUUGCUAAUGCGAGCACGGAUUGUGGGGUGCUGGAGCAAAUCCAUGCUGACAUUGGGCGAGAGGCACCCUUGAUCACCAGAUCAUUUUUACUUCUUUUAUGUCAUUUACAGUGGUGGAAGAAGUACUCAGAUCUUUAACUUCAGUAAAAGUAGAAAAACCACAGUAUAGAAAUACUCUGUUACAAGUAAAACUUGUAUUUGUGCAAAGUUUGUAACUAGAGAGGUGUUUUCAUGUUUCUUCACUGAAGGAGAUGUCUGUGCACUUCCCUAAAAUCUGACAUUUAAACAGGAAAACUACUGUAAAUUAUGUAAAUCACUACUUUGAAAGUCAAUCAGAAAUUGGAAAAUAAUUUUCUGUUUUUUUCUAAAUGAGGUGGAAAUAGUAGAUGUGCUUCUACAAGUUUCUUUAUUUUAAACUAUGUGGGACAACUAUGUUAAAACAAAUUUAAUUAAUUUUAAUCACACAGCAUAUUAUUUUUCAUACUAUAAAUUUGUCUAGAGGACAAUUAAAAGUACCAAAGUAUUCGUAUCAAAAUGUACAUUAAGUUGGAGUCCUAUUAAAACUCCUGCAGCUCUCUCAGUCCUAAUUCCCGAGCAUGGGCAGAUGCUUUAUACUGUUACUUGUAUAAGAGUAAUUCAUUUUAUAGCGAAAAUAACACAACAUAACGUCACAACCUCAAGCUGAUGAAGAUGGUAAUGUCUGUGAAAACCUCUCUAGUCUCAUUUAGCCACUAGAUAAAGCUUCAAAGCUCAUCAGUGGGGUAUUUACCGAUGGCUAAGUUAUAGUUUAUGUGGUAGAUCAAAAUGUUAAAAUGUCCGAAGCUCACAUAAGAAAAUGCUGCUAAUAGUUUAGCCCUUUGCUAACAUUACAGGUAGCAAAAAACAUCACUAUUAGCAACGUUUUUAUUUUUCCAUAUUUGGAAUGCGUCACCAAUAUUGGCAUGUGUUUUAUUGCGUUUAUUGUCAGUCCAUAUAUCUUCUUUUUUGGGGGGAUGCUUUACAGUGUAUGCAGUUACAACCAAUGCUGUAAUGGCAACCUUUUUAGCAGCAUCUUCCACCAUUCAUGAGACUUUGACCAUCUGAAGAAAGAUGCAUCUGCAUUUCAGCCAAUAGAACAGCCAAUAGGAGUACUCGCUCUAUGAAAUGACCUGUGAUUGGCUAAAAUCUCACAUCACAGGCUACAUUUUAAAACAAAGCCGAGAGGAGAUGCAGAAAUCUAUAUCUAUCUAUCUAUCUAUCUAUCUAUCUAUCUAUCUAUCUAUCUAUCUAUAUAUAUAUAUAUAUAUAUAUUUAUAUAUAUAUAUAUAUAUAUAUAUAUAUAUAUAUAUAUAUGAGCUAUAAGUGCAAGAGUGGCCUAGUAUCACCUUAUAAAAUGGCAGACAAACAAACACAGAGCAGCAACAUUUGAGAAUAAAAGUCUUUGUUGUACUGGCUCUCACUGUCCAGCAGAUGGAGACACCCAAUUGAUAAUAUCCACACAUCCUGAGUUGGGUUGUGGGAUGUCAUUCACAUGCUGCAUGCAUGUUUUGAGGAUAUCCACUCACCUGCCACUUUAUUAUGUACACCUGCUCGUUAGUGCAAAUAUCUAAUCAGCCAAUCACAGGGCAGCAACUCAAUGCAUUUAGGCAUGUAGACAUGGUGAAGAGGAGCUGCUGAAGUUUGGAUAUUUCGAACUGCUCAUCUACUGGGAUUUUCAUACACAACCAUGCCUAGGGUUUACAGAGAAUGGUUCGAAAAAGAGAAAAUAUCCAGUGAGCAUUGAUGCCUUGUUGAUGCCAGAGGUUAGGGUUAGAAAGGCAACAGUAACUUAAAUAACAACUUGUUGUGUAUAUAUAUGUAUAUAUACCCUUACAUAGAUACAAAAAAAAUAGAUUCAUCUUGUUUUUGCCAGAAGGAACUUCCUAGAAUUUUGAUUUAAAAAGUUGGAAAUAGACUCUUAUGACAUGUAAACUCACACAGUGUUAUUAUGAAUCGAUUAUUGAUUGUUGUCAUUGCAACAGAGUCACUGCUGUGAUAUUCUUGAUGUUGGGACUGCUGCAGCAGCUCAUACUCAGCAGCUGCUGGGUCACAGUGUCGCUUCAGUUGACACAGAGACAGCUGUUUUUUGCAGCCUUGCAGCGUGGGGGCUUGUUGCACAGAUGCAGGUGAACCACCUUGGUUUCUCGGCACAGAGAUGUCGCUCUGUGACCACAUCCUCUCCUCUGCUGGUGCUCUCAACGCCUCUGCAGCUUCUUCAUGUCCCAGUUUGUUCCACAACAACAGUUUCAACCUUCUUCUGUACAGAGAUGAUCGAUUUCCUGUUGUUAUGGGCUGUGGUCGACUCACAUGUGAACAUCUACUAAAAGCCUUCAACUGACAGGAAUAAAGCUUGGUUCACAAUACAAUGGAUACAUACAGCCAUAAAUUAUAUGCAUAGUGGAAAAAGGAAAUUUAAUAAAUGUUGACAUCAAUUCACAAAGGUAGAUUUAAUGAUAAUGUGGCUUUUAAAUGUUGUCAAAGAGGCUUUUAUCAACCUUGUGUUGCAGACCAAAUGGCAUGAGUCUGCAAAGCUGCUGUCAAUGGAAACUUAAGAGACAAAAAGGUUGAAUUUUCAGAAAAAAGACAGAUGAGCAACUGCUAAAUAAAUGGAAAGUGAAAAACUUGCAAGUUAACUGCCGAUAACUAAUAGGCUAACUGUGUGAUUGUCAUCUGAAAGGUGGGAAGAUUACCAUAAGAAGAGAUAAUUUGCAAAAUCAGAUUUUCAUUCUUAAAAUGAAUAUUUUUGACCUAGAGAUUUAGUUUAAAGAUGAACUUGCAGGGGCGUUCCCGGUGGCGCACCUGGUAGAGCGCGUACCACAGAGGCCCAGUCCUCGUGAGCGGGCGGCCCGGGUUCGAAUCCGGCUCGGCGCCCUUUCCCGCAUGUCUCCCCCUUUCACUCUCUGUACUCUCAAUAAAA